AUGUCCGCAGAUCCGCGUUCGCCUCCGCAAACGCACCUGAGCCCGAGCAUGCGUUUCCGAGCGCUUCGGGAGACGACGAGAUCGGUUUACCUAAACAAGGAGCCAUCAGUGAUUACACCAGCGCUCGUGAAAUGCUGUAUUAGUUUGCUGAUUCAACUCUCAGUCGAGUCUGGCGAAGCUGAUAAAGAUGAAAAUGGCAAUACCCAGUUCGUUGGCAUCGAUGGGCUGGUCGAGAAAUAUACCCAGACAAUUGAACGGAACUUCAUCGGGUGA
This is a messenger RNA of Penicillium samsonianum, 273 nucleotides long. RefSeq lists its product as uncharacterized. The coding region runs from base 1 to 273 and encodes 90 amino acids. The transcript is spliced from 3 exons. The record is from RefSeq and is a predicted model, not a curated record. NCBI's taxonomy places the organism in Eukaryota, Fungi, Ascomycota, Eurotiomycetes, Eurotiales, Aspergillaceae.